AUGGGUGCUCGAGAGAUACACAUUGCUGUUCUGGAUACAGACGUUCCAUGCUACCGUGUUUACGCCAAACGAGGAUUGUAUAGUGCCCAAUUCAACACCCUUCUCACUGCGGCCGCAAAUCGAAUCAAUGCCAGUGAUUUUGGAUCUUCCAGAAGCCCUCUCAGCGUGCAUGUGACUGCGUUCGAUACUGUCGGCGGUUCGUACCCGCAUCCCGCGACGCUGCGAGAAAGCCCUUGGUCCUCCGAGGAGAAGAACUCCCCAGGAUUCCAUGGCCCAAUCGACGCAGUCUUGGUCACCGGCGCGGCAGCGGCCGUAUAUGAUGAUCUUCACUGGAUUCCGGGACUGAGAUCCUUCAUUCGAAAAGUGUAUGCCGACUACCCUCUUGUCAAAAUAUUCGGAUCGUGUUUUGGUCACCAACUUAUCGGUGAAGUCCUCCUCGCACGCGACGAAAGCUACACUUCCAAAGAUUCUUCGUUCAAAAUCUCUGUUGAGGCUACAUCCCAAGGCCAUGAAAUCGGCAUAUUCCCCAUCAGCCUGAACCCUUCGUUUGCCUCACGCUUUCCGCCACUGGCUCGCUUAAGUCAAGGGACUCUCAAUAUUCAGGUCAUUCAUGGUGAUGCCGUGAUAUCAUCCCCUGAGGUCCCCUUAUCCAGUGAUACUACAGGCGACAUGCUGCCGGAGCCGUGGCUCAACGUGGGGAGCAGCUUGAAGUGUCCGAUCCAAGGCCUCUAUCUGCCUGGUCGCGUCCUCACCUUGCAAGGACAUCUUGAAUUCGACGCGUUUGCUACUGCCGAGCUAUGUUACCAGUUUGCGGGCCAAUUUGGCUGGUCGAAGGAGGGUUUGGACGCCCAUUUGGAAAAGAUCUGGCGCGCGGUGAAGCCGGACGGGGAGAAUGAUGAUGAUUCGAAGGAAGCAGCCGAGGCGGUGUUGUUGUUUUUCGCCGGCGAGGAUGAGAAAGUGAAGCAUCUGCUGGACAAGAUUCGAACAUAUGAAGAGCAGUUGAACCCUCAGGGCUCAGGGGGUUCGUCGACGGUUUUGAAUUCCCCGGCUGUGGAAUUUGAGACCCCGGGCUCUGCUUCUUCGCCGCGUCCAUCUGCGGCGACUGCAGACAAGGAGGCCCAUCAACGGGUCCCAGAGGGCAUGUCAUAUGCCGGCAACGAUGCUGCAAUAAGCCCUGCAACCGACUUGACCUCUGGGCCAGCAUUUGAGUCUCAAGUCAGAUCCCUCCUUCACAGGUCGCAUCCUAAUGACGUGUUCUAUACUUCAGACCCAAUAUCUCACGAUAGACCUGAUCAAACCCCCCAAUGGACCUCGGUACGAGAGUUGGUUAACGAGAAUUUGGAUGUGACUUUUCCUUCAUUUGAUGAGUCCCAACAUCUUCUUGAGCUGUUCCUUUUCUAUCUUGGCGUGAGCCAGCACUUCUUCGAUCCGAGAUCCUUUUCAGAUGAGCUCAUGAUGUUGUUUCAAAGCACGGAGAGCAGGAAAAAGCAGAUGCGCUCACCUUGGUUCACUGAAUACCUCUUGGUGAUGGCCAUGGCAAAGCUUAUCAAUGUCCGACAUCCAACAUCUCAGCCGCCGGGGUCAGAUUUGUUUGCCGAGGCCCUAAAACGGCUGCCUCCCCUGCAUCAAAUGGGUGGAGAGAGCGUUAUCAUGGUUGAGAUUCUUACACUCAUCACGACGUAUCUACAAUGGUCCGACCACAAACACGACGCCUACCUUUAUAUAGGUGUUGCAUUACGGCUUGCUAUCGCUCUGGGGUGCAAUUUGCGCGAGACUGAGCAAAACUGCCUCCCCUCUCAAAGUGCCCACCGAAUACGACUUUGGUGGACUGUAUAUAUGCUCGAUAGACGUUUAUCGUCAGGACUUGGACUAGCUGCAGGGGCAGAUGAGCGACAACUUUGUAUUGAACUCCCACGACAAGCGGCAGGCUUUCAAUCGCCCGUUGCUCUUGCAAUCAAUGUCCGCAUCGCCCGCGUUACAGAUGACAUUAUGUCCACUCUAUAUGGCAACAAGUCCAUAACGCAAUUAGAGCUUGUUCACAAAAUCCAAGACAGUCUGCAAGAGCUCCAUGAUAUCGCGAGAUCAUUCCCGACGCCGUUGGUUUUGGAUUUCGGGAGGCCGUUGCAAUGGGCCACUCGCACAGGUGCAUCACUGUAUUUGAUGCUAUUCCAAGCCAUCAUUCUCUGUACACGACCAAUCCUUUUGCAGAGGGCCCGACUGGUGGCUGAAAACAAAGAGCCACAACCUUUGGACCAAAUGCCAGAGGUACUAAACCGCUUAUGCGAUACUUGCAACGAAGCUGCUGCAAGGAGUCUUGCCAUUCUCGCAGUACUUCGGCGGCAGCAAACAAUUCCUCGAUAUGGCUUCUUUGACCUCGAUGCAACGUUUUCUGCGGCAUUUGUCUUGGUCAUGAUGGGAUUUUCGGACAAGUCUCAAACCCGGCCAUCUCCAGCACUCUAUCAAGCGCUUGACGUGCUCCAGUUUCUCUCCCAGUCAGGCAAUCUGGCGGCUGAGCGUCGCUUACACGAUAUUACACAGUCAUGCUUACACGUCUGGCCAAACGACGUCUUGAUGAGUGAUUAUUCACAGGCGGAAUCUGGAAUGCGCCAUGAGAAACAGAAAAGCACACCACAAACAGACUCGCAAGACCCAUUGUUGUCUUCGUCGGAGCUUGCUUCGCAAGCUAAUUGGGGCAGCCAUCAAGAUGAAGCUAGAUUGCUCGAGCCCUUAGCCGACAUCAACAUCCCAGAUGCGAUGUUUGACAUGCAAGGGGAAUGGGACUUGGAUCUUUCCGGUGAAGCAGAGGGAAUUUAUUCAAGUUUCCAUCACCCAACAUUGCCUUUGACAGGAGUGGAUUAUAUAGACUGGUUGGAGAUUGAGAAGGUUAUUGGUGCACCUGGACCAUAA
Messenger RNA from Penicillium olsonii, 2907 nucleotides. The record is from the annotation of a GenBank genome assembly. NCBI's taxonomy places the organism in Eukaryota, Fungi, Ascomycota, Eurotiomycetes, Eurotiales, Aspergillaceae.